Molecule: messenger RNA, 1505 nt
Organism: Caenorhabditis elegans
Lineage: Eukaryota; Metazoa; Nematoda; Chromadorea; Rhabditida; Rhabditidae
Gene: yars-2
Product: Tyrosine--tRNA ligase
Exons: 6
Coding region: 475-1458 (327 amino acids)
Biological process (GO): tyrosyl-tRNA aminoacylation; tRNA aminoacylation for protein translation
Molecular function (GO): tyrosine-tRNA ligase activity; nucleotide binding; ATP binding
Source: RefSeq, marked reviewed
GAGGAUUUUCUCCGACCACCGCGCGGAGUUUUGUGGAAACUGCGGUCCCUAAAAACGGGAUUUUAAUCAUUUUCUUUUACUAAAAUAUCAUUUCUAUUAUAUUUUUAUGCAGCUACCGCUAGUACACAAUGUUCAACAGCAAACGAAUCGGAAAUGUGGCCUUAAAAACGAGAAAGCUCAUUCGUGGAUUACAUCACCGACUUAAACGCGAGAAAACAGCUGCAACACUCGUAUCCAACGGACCUGCUGUCUAAAUGUAGCGAAGAUUUGAGGCAGCUUCCACCUUAUGUGUAUGCUGGUUUCGAUCCAACUGCUGAGAGCCUUCACAUUGGAAAUCUUCUGAUUCUCGUCAAUUUAAUUCGUGCACAGCAGUUUGGAAUACGUCCAAUUGCAUUGAUCGGAGAAUUCACUGCCAGUAUUGGAGAUCCGAGCGGAAAGAAAUCAGAACGGGGUCUUCUGGCCGGCGAUGUAAUUAUGCACAACUCGAGGAAAGUAACAGAUCAGAUCUGCAAGAUUUUUGAGAACGCGCCGGGAUCAAGCGAGAAGCCGAUCAUCGUGAACAAUAAUGAUUGGCUAGGAAAGAUUAGUCUACGAGAUUUCCUGAGAGAAUGCAAGAAUAUGCAAGUCGGAAAGAUGCUUCGAAUGAAUACGAUAAAGAAUCGGCUGGAAGUUGGAUUAUCGUACACUGAAUUCAGCUAUCAAACAAUGCAAGCAUUCGACUGGUACACGUUAUCCGAAAAGUAUGGAUGUCGAUUCCAGCUUGGUGGAUAUGAUCAAUUGGGUCACCUGGACUUUGGAGCUCACUAUAUUAAGAAAAUGAUGAAUCAAGCCUUCGCUGCAGGAGUAUGCUUCCCGAUUCUGACGGAUUCUACUGGUGCCAAGCUCGGAAAGUCUGAAGGAGGAGGUGCGCUGUGGCUUGAUGCGACGAAGACGUCUCCGUUCCAUUUCUAUCAGUUCUUCGCGCAGCUUCACGAUGACAAAGCGGAAGAGCUUCUGUUACUUUUCAGUUUGCAAGAUAUCGAACAUAUAAGAGAUGUUCUGAAGAAUCAUAGGAGCAAUCUUGGACAAUGGAUUGCUCAGAGGGAGUUGGCCGCCGAAAUUACUCGAAUUGUGCACGGAAAAGAAGGUUUAGAAGUGGCGAUGCGGUGUACAAAAGCAAUGUUUGGAGCCAAGAAGGCUGAUUUAUCGGGAUUGUCGAGAAGUGAAGUAUUGCAAUUAUUCAGAACAACAAUUGACUUGAAAAAGGAGAAUGUAGCAACAAUGGGCCAACUCGCGGACGCAUCUCGACUAGGCAGUGGGAAAGGUCAUCUUUUGAUGCAACAAGGAGCAUUUUCAGUGAAUGGAGAGAAGAAAAGAUCUCCAUCGGAAUCAAUAGCAGACGUUUUCCUGGAAAAUGCCUCCGAUCUCACCCUUGUUUGUUGGGGAAAACGAGGUUACCAGCUGGUUCGAUGGGUUUGAAUAGGUUCAGUUUUAGUUGUUAUAAUGAAAAUAAAUAUUCAUUUUUU